Messenger RNA from Schistocerca gregaria, 2299 nucleotides. RefSeq lists its product as uncharacterized. The transcript is spliced from 2 exons. The coding region runs from base 67 to 384 and encodes 105 amino acids. The record is from RefSeq and is a predicted model, not a curated record. NCBI's taxonomy places the organism in Eukaryota, Metazoa, Arthropoda, Insecta, Orthoptera, Acrididae.
UGCCUGGUAGUUGUGUCAGCUGCGCGGUAGCGGACGUCGGCCAACACGGAGCGCCUCUUGGGCUGUAUGGGAGCCAAGGGCCCGCGCGAAGCGAAGCGACGCCGGAAGCCCCGCGGGAGCGGCCGCCGCGGAAUACCAAGCAACGAGCCGGCAGCCCCACCAGCGACCAGCGGAGGCGGCCACGCCGCUGCUAACAGUCAGUGCCUGCCGGGACCCCGCGCCGCGUGUGCCCGCACCCUGCACUCUCUGGAGGCCGCGAAACGCCGGCUGCCGUCCGACGGCGGCGACACCUGGGAACUCAAGUGGCAUAAUGCGAAGUUCGGUGACUCACCGCCGAGGGACGUGCUGAAUCAUAAACGUCCGAUUAGCUUGUGCAUUCAAUAGCCUACAACGGCCGCUACCGAAUGUUGCAAAAGCAGAGUGAAAACAAUAGUGCCUGUGAAGUUAUACUUAUAAAUUCUUCUGUUCUCGUCGUCAGGAGGUCCUAGUGCUGCGAAAGUUACCCUAAAGUGUGGUGCCUUCUGAGGAUUGACGUAAUGAGGCCGCCGGAACUAAACUUGAGAAUUAGUUUUCGAUAAACGAUUUUUUUUGUUUGUCUUUGCCAUAGUUUUUAUCAGUGUGGUCACAUACUAUAGCCAAGAACGUGUGUAACGGGAUUCUGACCUGAAACACCACCAUAAAAAAAAAUGUUAGAGACGCCGAGUAUCCUAGACACGUGACCUCGUGCUGUGGUGUGGACAUUCCUGAGUUAUACCUUUCACCGCUGACGUAAACACGAAGCUUGUGAGCGAGGCGCGAUUUAGACGAUUUGCAUCGCCUCUCGCUAGUAAUUAACGCGCAAAUGUCUGUUCAGCAUAGUUUCCAAAGCGAGUGGCGAAUACAGUGACUCACCAUUCAGCACCGCACUGUGCGAGAAAGGAUCGCUUAGAACAAUAUUUACUAUCUUCCGCCGAAGACUCUUUGCUGCAAAAUAUUGUACAUAGAACGAGAAAAACUGUACUUGUGUUCGUAUAGACAAUGAACUAGUCAUUUCUCUUCCGUGGAUUUACGUAUUCCUGUCGCAUGCUACGUACUGUUACGGACAUUAGAGUCAUCGUAAAAUGUCCAUACUUUAAUGAGUUCCCACAUAUAGAUUUACAAACUCCGGUCGUAGCAUCGAAAUUUGUGAAUGAUGUAAUAAAACAACUUUGCUUUAAUAAUUGACGUCUCUAGUUGUCAUCUCAAGUGUUAGUUAGUCGUCCAUGGACAGGAGUAAAACAUUCUGUAUCUCAAAAAUUGCAGUAAACACUUCGUUCCUGAUGCCAAUUAUCCAAGGCACUUCAGCUGAUUGAAUGAUAAGGACAAAUUUGUAUAUCUUUCUCCACAGACGUAAUUAUCAGGUCGUGGGCGAGACGUGGUUUUCGCCAGUAGCGCUAUUCAACCAACCUGUAGUCGCCGAAUGUCUCUCAAAUAAGUCCGCAAACACAUUUAUUUGUUGGUGAUGCCAAGCGUGUAAGAGGCACGUGAGUUGGUGCCGUAAUGUGAAGCGAUCCGUGCACCGUUCUCCAGUGACGUAAUCACGAGCUUCUACGGGCUACGCGAGAUUUCGAAUAUUUGUCGCGCCUCUCGACAGUAAUUAACGCACGACUGCGGUUCCAUCAGCGCAGAGAAUGAGAGGUUAAUUAGGAACGAGGGAGUGACGUACAGGCACGUGUGUGUGUGUGUGUGUGUGUGUGUGUGUGUGUUACGCAAGAGAGGUGGUGCAGGUGCUGUGCAUGCGUUACCAACUGGGACAACACUGGUACGACACCGAGGAAGCUGAGGCGAUGUUGCUGUACAGUUCACCCUCAAGAAGGUGAUUAAGUGUGUUCUGAAUUCUGCCUAUUAUGAGACUCGUACGCGAGUACUUGUGAAAGUUGAUGGAAAAGCAUGUUUAAAUAUCCGGUGUUAGAGACUAUAUCGAAGAUUCGGUGCUGUUGAACUGCUGAGCCAAAGAUUAACAAGCACGCAAGUGAUUGGCACUUUGAGAACCACGAUUUGACAAAUGUGAAACUUUCAGUGUGAAAAAUUCGCUAGGUACAGUGUUGGCAAGUUGUGGGCAAAGGCGGUAGAAACAAGUCUCUCGAGGUCCUCUGGUACUGGCGGCGUUAUUGCCCAUGCGCGGCGAGAUGCUAGCGUCGACGGAUCACUCAGUCAACUGGGGCACGGAAGCGUGAAGGAAGCAGGUGCUCGUGUGUGUCAUGUGCGGCGUGUCCUUGAGGGUCGCCCCUCGCAGCUGAAGGAGGUGUGCGCAGCUGGGAGGAUCAGCAGCAGCCGCAGA